AUGGACAUUUUGUAUUAUAACUGGUCAGGGGAUGAGGUUAUGCUUAAUGUUGUCCGAGAUAAGGUUAUGGUCGCUAGUGUUAAAUUGGCUAUUAAAGUUGGGACAAAAGAAAUUGACUUUCCAGCGAACUACUCGCGUUCGGCCAACCUUUCCCGGAGUGGUUCUGCCUUCGAAACUGAAGUAGCCGGCGGUAGGGACAUCUCAGCAUCAUCUACUCCACGAGUCAACACCCUCCACAAGACCUGGAGUUGCCCCUUGCAGGAUGACUUCUAUCUCGGCGUCCGAAUGACUCAUCCACAAAAUGAACGGGCUCUUCGCCAUUGGCUGGAAUCCCCCGGCCACCUCGGCGUCACCAGCCAACCUCUGAUGCACGAGUAUGCAACGGAUGAAAGCAUUUCAAACCUUUCAAGACCCCUGAAUGCGGAACGCUAA
Dibothriocephalus latus is the source of this 432-nucleotide messenger RNA. NCBI's taxonomy places the organism in Eukaryota, Metazoa, Platyhelminthes, Cestoda, Diphyllobothriidea, Diphyllobothriidae. The record is from the annotation of a GenBank genome assembly.